Paralichthys olivaceus (Japanese flounder) is the source of this 1045-nucleotide messenger RNA. Lineage: Eukaryota; Metazoa; Chordata; Actinopteri; Pleuronectiformes; Paralichthyidae. The record is from RefSeq and is a predicted model, not a curated record.
AUGGAGCAUCCCAGUCCACAGCCGCAGACCGCCCCGCCCUCCCUGCUCCCGCUGCCCAGCCACAGAGCUGCGCUCCCGGGCACAGAGCCGCCUGCCCCCGCCCUCUCUCCUCUGGUGUCUCUGUUUGACAACACGACCUUCAGUCCGCAGGACAUCCGGACCGAGCUGACCUCUGACCCCGAGCUGACGGACCAGACCUCAGACCUCAACGAGACCUCGGAUGCUACAAUGUGCAUCCUGCAGCCUUCAAAGAUCUGUCCGGGGACGGUGGAGGGGACGCCGUUACUGACCCUGAUGAAGGAUCCGUACAUCCUCAUCAGUGCAGGUUCUCUGUGUUUCGCCAACAUGGGCGUGGCCAUCCUGGAGCCGACACUGCCCAUCUGGAUGAUGCAGACCAUGUGCUCCCCUAAAUGGCAACUUGGUAUGGCGUUCCUCCCCGCCAGCGUCUCCUACCUGAUAGGAACAAACCUGUUUGGUGUCCUGGCCAAUAAGAUGGGACGGUGGCUCUGCUCCAUGUUGGGGAUGUUCAUUGUUGGCAUCAGUCUUCUGUGUGUAAGUACAUCAUCCAUCAUCCAUGCAAUCAUCGACCAGGAGUGUGUGAUGCACAGGAAGAGCUAUAACACACAGAAGGAGAUUCGUGAGUUUCCUCUGAGUGAUUACAGUGAAGAAGAGGAGACGGAGGAGUGACACACACACACACACACACACACACACACACACGUCCAUGUUUUACCUUCCUCAUCCGGCUUCCUGUCGUCUCGUGGUCACAGACAUCACAUGUGUCUUUCUUCUCAAACCUGAGUUCAUCUUUAAUGACAACACACGACUCGUCUCCAGAAAACGUUUACAUCGUUAAUUAAAUUAAAAACUGUUAAACUUUCAUAUUUCAGAUAAAAGUGACUUUUGCUGAUGAAGGUUUGUUUUAUUUUUCUCUCUGUGGUAAACUGUCUCAUUAGGAAGUUGUUUCCAGGGAGUUUCAUUUCUGUGUAACUUGAAUUUACUUGAAGGAAGUUGUUUGAAUUCUUUGAAUCCUUGUGGAACUGAA